Molecule: messenger RNA, 723 nt
Organism: Venturia canescens
Lineage: Eukaryota; Metazoa; Arthropoda; Insecta; Hymenoptera; Ichneumonidae
Gene: rtp
Product: retinophilin
Exons: 4
Coding region: 104-559 (151 amino acids)
Biological process (GO): response to axon injury
Cellular component (GO): cell projection
Source: RefSeq, a predicted model, not a curated record
AUGAAUGAGCAACGUUAUUUUAAUCAAAUAAAGUAUCGAUUUGUGUAAUUUAAUUAUACGCUUUAGAAACUCAAGUCAGUAAUGCGUUUAGUGUGUCAGAAGCAUGGGCGAAGGUGUGGCUAAAAAUGGUGCUUUCAAAUACGAGGAUGGUACGAGAUACAUUGGAGAUUGGAAUAACAGAGGAUUGAAACAUGGUGCAGGAGCGUUAUUAUUGCCCGAUGGGACACGUUACGACGGGGCUUUUCAAAAUGGUCUCUGUUCCGGCCUCGGAGUUAUUAUUUUUCCGGAUGGUGCAAAGUAUGAGGGUGAAUUUAUGCAGGGAUGGCUUCAUGGUCAUGGGGUAUUUUGGCGAGCAGACGGAAUGAAAUUCGAAGGCGAAUUCCGUGGUGGGCGUGUUUGGGGUCUCGGUCUUGUAACGUACUCCGAUGGAUCUCAUGGUUUUCCACGCAACGAGGGCUUCUUCCAGGACUGUCGUUUGGUACGCCGUCGUCGAUGUCCUGACGUUGUACAAAAGGCCCAAAAAAUAUCCAUGAUGGCGCGCGCUCAAUGUGCUUCAUAGUAUUAAAAAAAAAUCCUUACAAAUUGAAAGAAAGUCGCAAAAAAAAACUUGAGAUUGCGAAUGAGUCUAGCAGACUUGAAAUAUUCAAGUGUUAUAAGUGACCUGAAUUAUUCAACGGGUUCGUUCGUUGCGAAAUAAACAAUUUCCCAUUGAACCUGAAAAAA